GAGGAGGCAUGCCGCGGAGGCCUCCGGCUCCCCCCGGCCCUGGCCCCGCGCGCAAGGUCCCCCUGCGCAAGCUUCUCCGGGCGGCGUCGGUGGCGUGCGGCGUGCAGUUCGGUUGGGCGCUUCAGCUCUCCCUGCUCACACCCUACGUCCAGGAGCUCGGCAUCCCGCACGCCUUCGCCAGCCUGGUCUGGCUCUGCGGGCCCCUCUCCGGCCUCCUCGUCCAGCCCCUCGUCGGCCACCUCUCCGAUCGCAUCGCCCCCGCCGCCUCCCCCCUCGGCCGCCGCCGCCCCUUCAUCGCCGCCGGGGCCGCUUCCAUCGCCGCCGCCGUCCUCACCGUCGGCUUCUCCGCCGACCUCGGCCGCCUAUUUGGCGACCCCAUCACCCCGGGCUCCACCCGCUUCGGCGCCAUCAUCGUCUACCUCGUUGGCUUCUGGCUCCUCGACGUCGGCAACAACGCUACGCAGGGGCCCUGCAGGGCCUUCCUCGCCGACCUCACCGAAAAUGACCCAAGGAGGACUCGGAUAGCUAAUGCUUACUUCUCACUCUUCAUGGCCCUGGGAAACAUACUUGGAUACGCCACAGGAGCAUAUAGUGGCUGGUACAAGAUAUUUCCAUUCACUGUCACUCCAUCAUGUAGCAUCAGUUGUGCUAACCUCAAGUCCGCCUUUCUACUGGAUAUUAUCAUUUUGGUGAUCACUACAUGCAUUACUGUAGCGUCAGUUCAAGAGCCUCAAUCCUUUGGAAGUGAUGAAGCAGAUCACCCUAGCAACGAACAGGAAGCUUUCCUCUGGGAACUUUUUGGAUCAUUCCGGUAUUUUACGUUACCAAUUUGGAUGGUUUUGAUUGUUACUGCCCUCACAUGGAUCGGAUGGUUUCCAUUUAUCCUCUUUGAUACUGAUUGGAUGGGUCGAGAGAUCUAUCGUGGAAGCCCAGAUGACCCAAGUAUGACUCAGAGCUAUCAUGAUGGUGUGAGAAUGGGUUCUUUUGGUCUGAUGCUGAAUUCAGUCCUUCUUGGUUUCACAUCUGUUGUACUGGAAAAGUUAUGCCGGAAGUGGGGAGCUGGACUGGUAUGGGGUGUCUCCAAUAUCCUAAUGGCGUUGUGCUUUGUGGCGAUGCUUGUAAUAACUUAUGUGGCAAAGAAUAUGGAUUAUCCACCUAGUGGAGUACCUCCAACCGGCAUUAUCAUUGCUUCCCUGGUAGUUUUUACAAUUUUAGGAGUGCCCCUGGCGAUCACAUACAGUAUACCAUACGCAAUGGCUGCUAGUCGGGUUGAAAAUCUGGGGCUUGGCCAAGGUCUAGCAAUGGGCAUCCUUAACUUGGCUAUUGUCAUACCACAGGUUAUUGUGUCACUGGGUAGCGGGCCAUGGGACCAACUGUUUGGUGGUGGUAACGCACCAGCCUUUGCAGUGGCAGCUGCUGCAUCUUUUAUCGGGGGUCUGGUGGCGAUUCUGGGCCUCCCACGAGCCCGCAUUGCAUCAUCAAGGAGGAGAGGUCACCGAUAAGAGUAUGGCUACAUAUAAAUUGUGGACCAUUCUUUGCAAUUCGACUCGUGAGAGGCACUCGCAGCGCUAUUCGAUACAUGGCGAACUGUAUAUUAUCUGCGGAUCAAGUGGGGGAAAAGCUUGUUUUCUCCAUGAGAAAUUUUGCCUUUUCAUGUCUCAUCAUCAUGUGCUGUUGUACAUUUGGACGUUGGUCAUUUGUAGAGAUACUAGUGAAUAAAAGUUGCAGGAUUUUACUGGAAAAAAUUCUGGUCGGUAAGUAUGGCGUCUGUGACAGGCCAGCGGUGUGGAGCCGUAUAAUAUGCUGCCCGUAUGGCCUCAAAUGUUGUACCAUUUAUUUUUUGAUACGUUCAGACGGCUUCAGUGCUGUGUUAAUAUAUGUACGAAAUACUACUGUA
This is a messenger RNA of Oryza brachyantha (malo sina), 1897 nucleotides long. RefSeq names its product sucrose transport protein SUT2. Gene Ontology annotation, biological process: sucrose transport; transmembrane transport. The record is from RefSeq and is a predicted model, not a curated record. The transcript has 5 exons. Gene Ontology annotation, molecular function: sucrose:proton symporter activity. Gene Ontology annotation, cellular component: vacuole; plasma membrane. The coding region runs from base 9 to 1502 and encodes 497 amino acids. NCBI's taxonomy places the organism in Eukaryota, Viridiplantae, Streptophyta, Magnoliopsida, Poales, Poaceae.